Molecule: messenger RNA, 1000 nt
Organism: Dreissena polymorpha
Lineage: Eukaryota; Metazoa; Mollusca; Bivalvia; Myida; Dreissenidae
Exons: 6
Coding region: 248-835 (195 amino acids)
Source: RefSeq, a predicted model, not a curated record
AUGCUACUUAUGUACUUGUUAUGUUCACACGGAUAUAAACAAUGAAUACUGCUGUUUUAAAUACACGGAAUUGUUUACAUACAUGCGGAUGUGCCUGUAUCUACGUCAUAUCAACUUUACUACGAAUCCAUAUCGCAACAUAGAAAUGGGCACGACCAACAUUAUUUAAGUAAGGCAAAAAGCAAGAGUAAAUCAUUCAGUAACACACUGGUAUGAACCUAUCUUGUCGCAUUAUUGUAUUAAAAUUAUGAUAAAAUACGAAGGAUUACUGUGGACGUUGUUAUGCUGCAUUACGGUGUCGAAUGGAUUCGUGGUCGAUAACGAUUGUCAAACGUCCGACCCACACUUGCCUCCAAUAUCGCCGUGUAUUGAGAUUAUGGAGUGGUCCAUAAAGAGGAAUGAUACGACAGAUAUAUGCAGAAUGUACAGCGAGGCAAUCAACUGCAUCGCCAAGAGACCACAGUCCCAAGGGUGUUCCUUCCAGCAGAUCCUUACUCACUACGGAUCAUAUGUUGCAGCAGAGUUAAGCCUACCUCUGAACCAAUGCACUGUAAAAGAAGAACCCGUGAUAUGUAGUGACCCUACCAGACUGAGCGUAUUAGGCUUCAACGUUUGCUUGCCAGCUUGGGAGCCGUUUGAGGCCGCGUUCGGGUUUGAUGGAUGCACAUAUAUCACAUUCCUGCACGACUGUUUUGCGGAUCGAUCGGAAUCUAUUGGUCCGAAAUGUUCCAAGAGUGAAGUCACUGCCGCUGUUAUGUCAGAAGGGGCGUUAACUUGGCUGAACGCCAACUAUAAGUCGUUGGUUCCAAGAAUGAACAGCACGUGCGGUAUAUAAUGAUCGGCAUCACCUUAUAUGAACGAUUGAAUAUUUACGAUUACAAUAGGUUGUCACGAAUGAUACGAAAAACAAUUUUUAUCUUGUCCAAGAUGUGAAAGUUGUUAACUUACUUAAAUGGAAUGAACGUAUAUGUUUAACGAAAUCAAAUACAUAUUAAACAAG